Molecule: messenger RNA, 1812 nt
Organism: Scheffersomyces stipitis CBS 6054
Lineage: Eukaryota; Fungi; Ascomycota; Pichiomycetes; Serinales; Debaryomycetaceae
Gene: GPA2
Product: guanine nucleotide-binding protein subunit alpha
Exons: 1
Coding region: 392-1729 (445 amino acids)
Biological process (GO): adenylate cyclase-activating G protein-coupled receptor signaling pathway
Cellular component (GO): heterotrimeric G-protein complex
Molecular function (GO): GTP binding; GTPase activity; G-protein beta/gamma-subunit complex binding
Source: RefSeq, a predicted model, not a curated record
UCACCUUCUACCAGUCAGCAGCUGUCGCCGACACCGCCUCGCUAUCCACCUGUGCCCGCAUCGGCCCACUGCAUUGUCUUAAGACGCCAAUCUCAUCUCAUUGAAUCCCUCGUACUCAUUUGUACAGUAGCACUGAACAUCACGUACAUUCACUGAGAUCAUACAACAUUACAAACACUGAAUGGCCAAAGAACAUUCAACACCAAUAACAAACAUCAGCAACUCAUUCAACACAAUUAGUCAUCAGUAGUCAAAGAAUAUUUAAUUUUCCACGGCUUUAGAGCUUCCAUUUCAUACAACAAUCAUACUACUUCACAUUAUUCCAGAGACUCUACUCCGGUCUCAUUCUCAUUAAUAGCCACUUCACUUCUUCCUUCUAUUACUACUCACAAUGGGCUGUGGUGCUUCGAAAGAACCUAUUCCAGAAGCCUCAGCUGGAAACACCAACGCCAGGCGCAAUUCCCAGAGACAGGCUCUAGCAAACGGUACUAAACAAACGUCUAAUGCCAACAACAAUACCAACAAUAACAGUUCGUCCACAGAAUCUUCAAAUGUCGUAGAGAAACGUGCCAAUGGCUCGGCUUCAACGGCUGCUUCAACUGCCAUUAAUCCCGUAGACGCGGCUACGCAAUCCGAUCCCAAUAAGGAAGUGAAGAUCUUAUUGCUCGGCUCAGGUGAGAGUGGAAAAUCUACCAUCGUCAAGCAGAUGAAGAUUUUGCACCAGAAUGGCUAUACCAAAGAAGAACUGUAUGAAUUCAAGCCUUUUGUUUACAAGAAUAUCUUGGACUGUAUCAAGAACGUCAUCAACGCCAUCAUCGACUUGCAACCAGAUUUGAUCAACAAAAGUGGCCAUUUAGAAAGCGCAAAUGGCACAAUCGAAGAGGAUAAAGACAGCUUAGAAGAAUUUAAAGGUCAAGACUUGGAAAAAGAUAAGGACAGAAAACAUAUUCUAGAUUACGAUGAUUUGAAUGAAGUGUUGGACUACGAGUUCUCCAUCGAUUCAGAGCAAGUUUUCAACCCGGUCAUUGCGCAAAAGAUUAAAACCAUAUAUAACACUCCAGAAGUCAAGAAUUUCAUGAAAUUCCAACAAGCCAACUUCUACCUCAUCGAUUCUACCCACUACUUCUUGUCAGAUGUCGACAGAAUCACAUCACCAGAUUACGUGCCCUCAGUAAGUGACAUCUUGAGAACUCGUAAAAAGACUUCUGGUAUCUUUGAUUUUACGUUCCAGAUGAGUGGAGGCUUAAAUAUCCACAUGUACGAUGUAGGUGGACAGAGAUCUGAAAGAAAAAAGUGGAUCCAUUGCUUCGACAAUGUUACCUUGAUCAUUUUCUGUGUAGCAUUAUCGGAAUACGAUCAAGUACUACUUGAAGAAAAUUCUCAGAACCGCUUAGAAGAAUCUUUAGCGUUGUUUGAUUCAGUCGUUAAUUCUAGAUGGUUCUCCAGAACUUCCAUCGUAUUGUUCUUGAACAAAAUCGAUGUCUUUGCCGAAAAAUUGGCAUACUCUCCUUUAGAGAAACAAUUCCCGGACUACACCGGAGGUAACAAUAUCAACAAAGCUGCCAAGUACAUUUUGUGGAGAUUUACCCAGGUGAAUAGAUCCGGUUUAAACAUUUACCCCCACGUUACACAAGCUACAGACACUUCAAACAUCCAGUUAGUUAUGGCUGCUGUCAAGGAAACGCUCUUGGAGAACUCCUUGAGAGAUACUGGUAUCUUGAACAAUUGAAGCUCCUAUUUAUUAAACUGUCAUAUUUCCAUGACAUUACUUUUAAUAUUUGUAUGUAUUCUUGGAUAAAAGUGAUUCAUGAU